Messenger RNA from Euleptes europaea (tarantolino), 2106 nucleotides. RefSeq names its product protein phosphatase with EF-hand domain 2 (gene PPEF2). The transcript has 17 exons. NCBI's taxonomy places the organism in Eukaryota, Metazoa, Chordata, Lepidosauria, Squamata, Sphaerodactylidae. Gene Ontology annotation, molecular function: manganese ion binding; calcium ion binding; protein serine/threonine phosphatase activity. Gene Ontology annotation, cellular component: cytosol; nucleus. Gene Ontology annotation, biological process: detection of stimulus involved in sensory perception; negative regulation of MAPK cascade. The record is from RefSeq and is a predicted model, not a curated record. Bases 1 to 2106 code for a protein of 701 amino acids.
AUGGGAUGUGGUACUUCUGGACAAAACAAAAUGUUGGCAGAUUCAGAGAAAGUCCAGAUGUUGCCAGAAGCAUCUCCCCAAGCCUUUAAAUCUGCUGUCCUGAUCCAAAGAUGGUACCGACGCUACAUGGCCCGGCUCGAAAUGCGCCGAAGAUGCACGUGGCGCAUCUUUCAAUCCAUAGAGUACUCAGGAGAACAGGAUCAUCUCAAGCUCAACUAUUUCUUUGACUACCUUGUGGACCACUUCACGCCAAGCAACAGUAAAGAGAGGGAUUUCAUUAACCGUGUUUUGUCAGAGAGCGAUAUUCCUAAAGAUCCCAAGUUGGAGAAAGCCUGUAACUAUGAAUCAAUCCAGGUGCCAGAUGACUACGAGGGGGCCCGUCUUUCCUUCCCUCUCUCGACGGAUGAUGCCACUGCCUUACUGGAAGCAUUCCAACAAGGACAAAAGCUCCAUGCGCAUUACGUCCUAAGACUCUUUCACGAGACCCUGAAGCAUCUCUCUCAGCUGCCAAAUAUCAGCAACGUCUCCACCUGCUACAGCGAGGAGAUCACCGUGUGCGGAGAUUUGCAUGGCCAGCUGAAUGACUUGUUUCUGAUAUUUUACAAGAACGGCCUUCCCUCUCCAGCAAAGAAAUACGUGUUCAACGGUGACUUUGUGGACAGGGGCAAACAGUCCAUUGAGAUCUUGAUCGUUCUUUUCGCCUUCCUCUUAAUUUAUCCAAAGGAGGUCCACCUGAACCGAGGAAACCACGAGGACUAUAUGAUCAACUUACGCUAUGGGUUCACCAAGGAGGUCAUGCGCAAAUACAAGGAUCAUGGGAAUAAAAUACUGAAACUGCUCCGGCAUGUCUUCAGCUGUUUGCCGCUGGCCACCCUGAUUGACCAGAAGGUUUUAAUUGUACAUGGGGGGGUGUCAGACACCACUGAUUUGGAAGUGCUGGCCAGGAUCGACAGGCAUAAGGUUUUCUCUUUGUUAACCCAGAAGAGAAAAAGUGAGAAACUCCUGCGUCUCAAAGAAGCUGGCCUGACUAGCUUUUCGGAUGCUUCGCACCAUUCAGAGAUUUCCAGGCGGGUGCAGCAGUCAGUCCAGGAAGAGCUGCGGUCAUGCCGAAGGCUGGCAGGCCUGGCCGAGCCCCCCAUGGCCGGCUCUCCCUUGACCUCCAUGUCAGAGCUGGAUACGAAAUCCUGUGAAUCCGUUGAAAUGGACGACAGCGAGAUCAAGCAGGUUCUCGACAUUCUGUGGAGCGAUCCGAGCCCUCAGCCAGGCUGCCGAGUGAACCAAGACAGAGGAGGGGGCUGUUACUUCGGCCCCAACGUGACGGAGAGCGUUCUGCAGAAGCAUGGCCUCCAGCUCCUCAUCCGCUCCCACGAGUGUAAGGUGGAGGGUUACGAGUUCUGCCACAACCGAAAGGUCAUCACCAUAUUUUCGGCUUCAAAUUACUACGCUGUUGGCAGUAACAGAGGUGCCUAUCUUAAACUGGGACCGGACCUGAUCCCUCACUUUGUGCAGUAUCAAGGCAACAAGAUGGCAUCUCAGCUGACCAUGACACAAAGGAUCAGCAGAGUGGAGGAGACGGCCUACCAAGCUCUGAGGGAGAGAAUGUUCGCUCACAGGUCAGACCUCACCAGCGCUUUCAACAGCUUCGAUAAGAACAAAUCAGGUGUGAUCACUUUAAGCGACUGGGCCACGGCCAUUGAAUCGGUCCUCCGUUUAGGGCUGCCCUGGAGGAUGCUGCGGAUACAGCUGGCACCCUGCCUCACCGGCGGGAAGUUGGACUACAACCUGUGGCUGAAAGACAUAGCGAUGGAGCAGAAGUCCACAAGUCAGGAGCGCAUCCAGUCGAGCUUGCUGGAAACCAUUUACCGAAACCUCCCCAACCUGGAGACUAUCUUCAAUAUCAUAGACAGUGAUCACUCAGGAUUCAUCUCUUUUGAAGAGUUCCACCAGACCUGGAAGCUGUUCAGCGCCCACAUGCACAUUGAGAUCUCAGAGAGGAGCAUCUGCGACUUGGCCCGCAGCAUCGAUUUCAACAAAGACGGCAACAUCGACUUCAAUGAGUUCCUCGAAGCCUUCCGCAUCGUCACACACACUCAGAAUGCUGACUAA